Lodderomyces jiufengensis is the source of this 1260-nucleotide messenger RNA. RefSeq lists its product as uncharacterized. Bases 1 to 1260 code for a protein of 419 amino acids. The transcript has a single exon. The record is from RefSeq and is a predicted model, not a curated record. Lineage: Eukaryota; Fungi; Ascomycota; Pichiomycetes; Serinales; Debaryomycetaceae.
AUGUCUCAAGAUUAUGAUUCUGAUCCAGGUGAAAGAUUUUUACAAGAUGAAUUAAUUGAUUUAAUUACAAAUGGACCUAAAAAUUCAAAUAAUAAUAACAACCAUAAUAAUCAAAUUUACAACCAAUAUCCAUUACGUCAAGUUAAAUUAAUAUUAGAUCAAACAGCAUUUGUAAGAGGUAUUGGAAAUAUCAAAAGAUGGUUUAAUGAAGAAUAUAUUAAUCAAAAUUUUAAUAGAAAUUCAGAUCCUAUUUUAUUAAAUUUGUAUAUACCAUCUUAUACUUUACAUGAAUUUGAAUUUGUUAAAAAGGGAACUUCAAUAAGUGCAACAAAUGCAAGAGAAGCUAUAAAAUUUAUUGAUCAACAUCUUGAAAACUAUAACUAUCAAGAUCAGAACAACUUGAAUAAUGAGAAUCAACCAAAUGAUCAAAUUAAGUAUAAUGUAAAUUUAGAAACUCCAAAUGAUAAUACACCAUCAUGGAAUCAAUGUCUUAAAUACAAAGUAUAUUCACCAAAAAUUAAAGAUUUCCCAAAUUACAAGACAAGAUUUGAAUCAAGUUUAUUGCCAUCACAACAACCAAUAACAACCGAAACAAACAAUCAAAAAUUUAGAACAAGAUCAGAAAGGAAAAAUUCAAUUCACGAUAAUAAAUUUCAAAUUCAUUAUGAAAAUUCUCCUUCGUAUCAAAAUGCUUUACAACAUUCAAAUUCAUUUGCUGAAAUGCCUCCAAGAUUAAAGUAUUUAAUUAGAACAUGUAUAUAUAAAAGAUUUUUAGAAAAAUCACCACCUUCUUCAUCUAAUUCUUCACAACAAAAGAGAAAUAGUAUAGAAGAAUGGAAAUUAGUAACUGAAGAUUCAAUAACUAAAAUUUGGGCUCAAUCAUUUGGAAUAGAUUGUGUAAAUGUUAACGAAGCAGAAUUAUUAAUAUUUCAAAAUUACGACGUUAAUUCAUUUAAGAUAUAUAAUCCAUUCUCAUUAAACGAUGAUGAAAUUGAAAUCAACAAUAUUUUACAAAGUAAAAUAGAUACAACAACAUUAUAUCAAUAUGAAACAAUAGAUCAAGAACCCCCCAAAUUAAAUUUUAAAUAUAACAAAAGAGGUAAUAGAAGAAAUUCAGGAAAUCCUAAAACUUAUAUAGCUAAUGAAGGUGCUGUUCAUGAAGAAAUUGAUAAUAAUUCUGUCAAUGGAUAUAUUAAAAAGGAGAAGUUUCAAGCUAUUAAUUAUGCACCAAGAGGUAAUGGCCAAUUGUGGAGACCAUAG